Molecule: messenger RNA, 2268 nt
Organism: Penicillium brasilianum
Lineage: Eukaryota; Fungi; Ascomycota; Eurotiomycetes; Eurotiales; Aspergillaceae
Source: the annotation of a GenBank genome assembly
GCUAGCGCAACCUCCGUAACCCUAAACCUCCUUUCAACAUCCCAUUCCUGUCCCACACUCCCGACAAUGGCUGCCGCCCAGCCCUCCCGGCCCAUCCCCGGCCUGAUAUGCAACAGCUCGGCCAAAAAGGUAAACGCACAUCGCAGCCCCCACCACGCCGCAGGCAGCGUGCUCAGAGCCCGGCAUACCAGGAGCGGUAUGUACCACCUGCGGUCAACACCCAAGAUAACCGCUACUCGCGGAUGCAGCGGUGAAGACGCAGUCUGGCCAGCAUCACUGCCGAGUGGGGUGUGAGAGGUAUCGGAGGUCGGGGACGGCGGGACGGCGGGCUGUGUCGUGUGAGACGCCACUUCUUUAAGAAAUUGGCCCUGCAAUGAGGCCACGGGUAGUCGGAGGAGCUCGGGCGAGAUUCGCGCUUCAAGCGCGAGAUUCAAGUCUGGUGGGUUGAUUGUUUGGGCGGGGGGUGAGUAUGGUGGUGGAGAGGCAUUACGGAGAGGAGCCAGCCUUUAGACCUGGUCGCGGCAUAUGCGGCCGCCGCGCAAACCCUUGGAGAGAAGUAGGAUGGUGGGUGAGUGUUGCGUAGAGAGGGGGGGGAAAAAUAGACCGAGUUGUUGGUUUGUUUCAAGCACGGGCGAGGGGGCGUGUCGAGUUGGGCGAGUCCGAAUCCCCUAUCGGUGGAUGAUUUCAAAACCGUGGAGACGGAGUCAAGAAUGCUCGGGUGAGAAGAGCAGAGGGAUAUGAACCGUCAAAUCCCGAAAUUCUAACAAUCCACUGUUCAAGACCUUGCAAGAUCUUGAAUGAGGAGUGGAGAGAGUGUGAGUUUGUGGUGUUUCAGCGAGGGCCUUCGCUGUCGACGAGCUUCCCAUAAUCGACGAAUUGGACCCGCGAAAUCGCGGAGACAGCACGUGACCAUCCGCGGAUUUUCCAGGAUUCUCGCUCUCCGCCCAGAUGCGAUUAAGAUAUACAUCUUCGACUCCGAGUCGCAGCUCGCAAUGGCGUCUUCACUGCGUCUUCCUGCGGGCAGCAUUGUCCCUAAAGCCCGCCCAGCUUCCUUAAUCGCCCAGUCCUUCGCCUCCGGCUCGCAGCAACAGCAGUGCCGUGCCUUUUCGGCGGCGGCGCAACGAUGGGCCUACCGAACGCAAAACUUCAAGCCCGCCAGCCCGGCACAACCGUCGAUGAAAUCCCGCGCAAAGGAUGUUAUGAAGCACCAGCUACCGAAUGAUAUCGGUCUUUUGCCGGGUACUUUUGUUAAGCCGAUGUGGAGGGACCUGCCUUCGAUCUUCCAGGAACCGCGGGACCGGCUCCGGAUGGAAUGGACUUGGUUGAAGAGCGUUUUCCAGAAUUACGCCAGUGUUUUGGUUUACUGCAAGAAGGACCUAAACAACGUUCCCUUUAUCUCAUCCCAAUUGCAAAAGCCUCAUAUCGGACCACUCGCUCUUCCCUUCUUCAAGAUCUUCCACAGCGUGCCCCGACGAUCAAUUGCCAAGUCCUUGUACACCCAGAUGUACACCAACCUUGCCGAGGGAAACACUAAUGAACUCCGGCGCAUCUGCUGCGAGAAGCUCGCCCAAAAACUCACCAGCCAAGUCCAGAGCCGCCCCACCAACGAAAAGGUGACCUGGGAUCUGGUCGGCAACAAGUUCAGCGGCGCACGCGUCAUGGCAGACCGCGCCGUCAAAAUCCCCGACAUGCCAAACUCCGGUAUCCGCCAGAUCGUCGUCCGCCUGGCGUCCAGACAAUCCAUGACCAAGACCACUAUCGGCCGAAACGCCCCCAACGAGGUCGUCCCCGCCGCCAAGGUACAGGACUGCGUCGAGUACGUCGUCAUCCAGCAGCUCAUCUGGCACGGCAAGUACUCUGACUGGCAAAUCUGGGGUACGACCCGGGAAACCGAUAUGCAUACCCUGAACACCGACCCAGCCUUUGCCCCGGGCCUGUCUGCCUUGGACCGUCUUGAAGCCAUGAAGAACAUGGGAUCGGGUGGUCGCUUCUAGAUUGGGUAACUUGCAGAAAUUGGCUUUUUGACAACAACAACAACAACAUCUUACUUCUUUUUCUCCACAUUGUGUUAACGGUUAUCAAUUGUCUCAUCUCCGGGUACUGUCCGUGGUGUGUCCCUGAUGGAGAUGGGAUUGGCAACUUUGAUCGCGGUCUAAUGUUGCCUGGGGCGUUUUAUUUGUGUUCAUUUAUGAAUUUGUCAUAUCUAGCCAGUCAUAUAGAGCAUCUACCAAUUCAUGUAUUAUAGUCAUAUUGAACCUACUGUUCUCG